AUGACUGGUAAUCAGAGCACCCAGGAGGUAACCCGCAAUGUUAGAGAGAGAAUGUACAAACUCCCCACUGCCCACACCCAAGGUCAAAAUCAAGUUCUUGAAUAUAAAGUUGGACUAGACUCCGCACGACGUGUCACCAGAGGACUCUUCAAAGAAACACAUGAGAGAAAUAUCCAAGGAUACAUCACCCUACCCUCCCAGAACUGCACUGAACACAUCUUCUACAUGUUGGAUGCUCCAGAUUUUCUAAAUCCUGUAGAGAUUCUGGUGGAGUUUGAGACCUUAAAUCCAGAGGAAGGACCAGUCCUGGAUGUUGACCUGCCAAAAUCAAAGAAAGCUUUGGUGCCUUUCACAAAAGAUUGUGGAGAGGAUGGAGAAUGCAUCAGUGACCUAAAGCUUCGUGCCCAGGCAGACAUAAAGGGUGACAGGAUGCAUCCUUACAUUGUGCAAAUCAAUCAGAAAAAAUUCAAUUUGGUGAUAAAAUUAAUAAACCAAAAGGAAAAUGCCUACAACUCAAGAAUAGCAGUGAUAUUUUCUAAGAAUAUCUAUUUUGCUGGAGUGGAGCAAAAUGAUGAUUGCACACCAUUGGGACCAAACAAUGUAACGUGCAAAGUUGGAUAUCCAUUUAUUACACCAGAUUCCGAGAUUUCCUUUAAGAUGAAAUUUGAAUUCAAUGCCACUCAUCUCCUUAGUGAUGUUUACAUACACCUGGAGGCGACAAGCGACAGCAGCGAAUUAAAUGAAACAAUGAGUGACAAUGAAGUCACCAUCUCCAUUCCAAUAUUAUAUCAAGCUGGGCUGCACUUUUCAAGCAAUUUAAAAGAUUAUCGUUUUAAAAUAGCAACCAAUGAUACAAUUCCUGAUGUUAUUAAAAGCAUCGAGGAAAUUGGUGAUGCAGUGGACAUCACUUAUAUGAUCGAGAAUGAUAGAGAUUUUCCUAUUUCAAAUCUUACAAUGAAUAUAGCAUUUCCAUUCUUAUCUCCAGCAAACAAUACUCUUUUAUAUUUGACAGGAAUGACAUUUUCUUCAAAUAAUGUAGGCGGGUGUAAUGACUCACAUUUCGUGGAUCCUCUGAAGAUAGACCCAGAAAAUCCACAGAAACCAGUCCCGGCAGAGGAGCAUUUCAAAAAUACCAUUGGGAUUUGUGAAAAUAAUGCUGGAUGUGUCUCCAUCUCCUGCACUAUAUAUCCAUCAAGUUUUGUCCAGUUUAAUAUGUCAUUAAGAAUAUGGAAGCCUUCAUUUAUUAAAGCAGUUUUUAAGCCAAUCGGUUUAAUUGUAACAGCUACAUUAACAAUUGAAGAUUCUCCACUUGUGGUUCUGAACAAAGCAAUGGAAAGGAGUGCUGUGAGGACUGUGACGUUAACUGUAUCGAAAGAUGCAACCCAUGGAGCGGUUCCAAUCUGGGUCAUUGUACUCAGCAUUCUUGCUGGUCUGCUGCUCCUAGCUCUUGUAAUAUUGGCACUGUGGAAGGCUGGAUUUUUCCGAAGGCCUUUAAAAGAAAAAAUGUGAAAGGUGACAAGAGGUUCUGAGCAGAACAAUAGAAGGCAAAGGUUUUGUAGGUAGCCACCUUUCAGAACGAGUUGUAAAAUGAUGUUCGUAGUGAAAAUAAUUUACAAAGCAACUCUUGUCCUCUUAACCAGAACAUAAUUUGUUAAUAUCAUGUAUAUAUUUAACUUUUGUAUUGUAUAUUAUUGAAAAAAUACAUUCUUGCACAAUGAAAUGUACCAUUUGAAUUAAUGAUUUUAAAUACGAGAGGUUUUGCUGUUCUCCUCUGACCUAGAUAGUUUAAAUAUACCUGAUUUUCAGAAGAUGAACCGAACAUAAUGUGUAUGUUGCCUAGUGAAUGUGUAUAUUUGUUGACAUUAUUAGAUUUAAAAACCCUAUUCGUUUGAUUGAACUCGCAUUACGCUUACAUAUGCUGGUAGAUGCUUUUGAAUUAUAGAUUUUAAACUAUUUUCACAUUAUGUGGAAUAUUUUGUGGCAAACUUUAAAAUAUCUUUUAUAAUAUUUCUUUAAUUACAGCAGUAGAACAUGAUAUGUACAUAUUUAGAAUGUAUCAACUUGUUUCUCUCUAUUAGUAAGCGCACAUGUGCUUACAAGAAAGAUUCUCCAUAAUAAUAGCAAUAUGUAUUGAACCUUAAAGACAGAUGACAAGAAAGGCUAGGAAUUCUGAAGCACUAAUGACAAAAUAAGGUGUCAUAGUGGAACGGAAGCCAAUGAAGUGUGAGAAAACAGGCAUAAAGAGGGAGGUUUCCCCAACAAAAAUGAGUUAUGCCGUUUGUUCACAGUAAUCCACCAGACGAUCGUCGCUUUUACCCCUUGCAUACAUUACUAACCAAUCUUUGCAAGCCUGUCGGUGCAAAAUGCAGGUGACAUGAUGUACUGUCAGCCAAGAUAGUUUUGACCUUUCUCGCUGUCCACUCCAGACUUGUACCGAGAAUUGUGGUUUGUCCAGAAUUUAUUUAAAAGGGAUUGAAGGGAACUCUCUUUUCUUUCAUGUCCCACUUCUGGCUCAGUUGUCCUCCACUGAACUUCCAACCUGUUAACUGAAGACUGGAGUCCAGGGGUGAAUCUCGCAGUCUAGAGGAAGGGAAAAGAAGAUAAACGAUCAGGUGUGAUCCCAUCACACCAAAGGGAAACUCACAAGGCAGGGCAAUCAGUGAGUCAAGUAAAUGGAUUUCAGAACCAAAAGAUGUGCUAAAGAUUAAGGUAAAACAUGACUGGUAUGUCUAACUGAUAAAAGGGAUUCAUAAUGGAUGAGGAAUUCACAACAUCAAAAAAAUUACACUGGUGAAAUUAACUAUUUUGGAAUAGAAAAUCUUUACUUAGAACUUAAGACAGACUCAGUAAAUAAAACAGAUGCCUUUGAACUUGAUUUUCCACUAUUGAAAUACUGAACAUUUGAGGGUGAGCAUCAGAAUCAGCAACCUUUUUUUGUCAAUUAUUUUUACUAAUUAUGUGAUUCUUGAGGUAAGGAAUAUAUAUUU
This is a messenger RNA of Leucoraja erinaceus (little skate), 2987 nucleotides long. Its product is annotated as integrin alpha-1-like. Gene Ontology annotation, molecular function: integrin binding. NCBI's taxonomy places the organism in Eukaryota, Metazoa, Chordata, Chondrichthyes, Rajiformes, Rajidae. The coding region runs from base 1 to 1509 and encodes 502 amino acids. Gene Ontology annotation, biological process: cell-matrix adhesion; cell-cell adhesion; cell adhesion mediated by integrin. The transcript is spliced from 15 exons. Gene Ontology annotation, cellular component: external side of plasma membrane; integrin complex. The record is from RefSeq and is a predicted model, not a curated record.